UGCCCGCCGGCUCUCUCCGUAGCGUGAUCGCACGCCGCGGCCAAGGGGAGGGGGGGUCGCUACGUCGCCGACGGCGGGAGGCCGUUUCAGAGUGCAGAACGCCCCCCUCCCCUGCCGGUCUUGCCUGCCGCCCUGCCUUGUUCUCGCCCUGCCGGGCUGCACGCCGCCGCCGCGGGCGCCGACAAGCAGAGCGCGGACGCCCUGCGCCCGGCCCGGCCCGGGCCCCGUCGCGGCGCUUCCGUCCCCUCAGCCGGAGCCGCAACGCGCGGCGGCGGCGGCGCCUCGAGCUCGAGCGACCCGCGGCCGCCGGCGCCGGCCGAGGGCCAUGGGGCUGGGUUGAGGCUAGGCGGUGGCAGCGGCGGCCCGGCCCCCCGCGGCCUCUUGGCUGCUCUGGCCGGGAGGCCGCCGAGGAGUCGGCGCGGCGGCGCGGCCGAUCGGACAGAAACAUCCUAGAAUCUUGGUGUCUGGACAUAGGAGUUACCUUCAACUGUUGUGAAGCACAAGACAUUUCAGACCACUGUAGAUAUGGACAAAGAAGAAAGGAAGACUAUCAACCAGGGUCAAGAAGAUGAAAUGGAGAUUUAUGGUUAUAAUUUGAGUCGCUGGAAGCUUGCCCUAGUUUCUUUAGGAGUGAUUUGCACUGGCGGGUUCCUUCUCCUCCUCCUUUACUGGAUGCCUGAGUGGCGGGUGAAAGCGACUUGUAUUAGAGCUGCAGUUAAAGACUGUGAAGUAGUGCUGCUGAGGACAACUGAUGAAUUCAGAAUGUGGUUUUGUGCAAAAAUUCGCUUGCUUUCUCUGGAAAAUCACUCACUUUUUAAUCCAAAAUCUAUAGCUAAUAAGAUUUCAAAUGGCCAUGCAGUUCACUUAACUGAGAAUCCAGCUGAAGAGACUAGGCAUGAGAUGAGUAAAUAUUCAGAGACUCAAUCACAACAGAUUCGUUAUUUCACCCACCAUAGUGUAAAAUAUUUCUGGAAUGAUACCGUUCACAAUUUUGAUAUCUUGAAGGGACUGGAUGAAGGUGUUUCUUGUACGUCAAUUUAUGAAAAGCAUAGUGCAGGACUGACAAAGGGGAUGCAUGCCUACAGAAAAUUGCUUUAUGGAGUAAAUGAAAUUGCUGUGAAAGUGCCUUCUGUUCUUAAGCUUCUAAUUAAAGAGGUUCUCAACCCAUUUUACAUUUUCCAGCUGUUCAGUGUUAUACUGUGGAGCAUUGAUGAGUACUAUUACUAUGCUCUCGCCAUUGUGGUUAUGUCCAUAGUAUCAAUUGUGAGCUCACUGUAUUCCAUUAGAAAGCAAUAUGUUAUGCUGCAUGACAUGGUGGCAGCUCAUAGCACCGUGAGAGUUUCAGUUUGCAGAGUAAAUGAAGAAAUAGAAGAGAUCUUUUCUACAGACCUUGUGCCAGGAGAUGUCAUGGUCAUUCCAUUAAAUGGAACGGUCAUGCCUUGCGAUGCGGUACUUAUUAAUGGAACUUGCAUUGUAAAUGAAAGCAUGUUAACAGGAGAAAGUGUUCCAGUGACAAAGACUAAUUUGCCAAAUCCUUCAGUGGAUGUAAAAGGAAUGGGAGAGGAAUUAUAUAGUCCAGAAACACAUAAACGACACACUCUGUUUUGUGGAACAACUGUUAUUCAGACUCGUUUCUACACUGGAGAACUUGUUAAAGCCAUAGUAGUUAGAACAGGAUUUAGUACUUCCAAAGGACAACUUGUCCGUUCUAUAUUGUAUCCCAAACCAACUGAUUUUAAACUCUACAGAGAUGCCUACUUGUUUCUACUGUGUCUUGUGGCCGUGGCUGGCAUUGGGUUCAUCUACACAAUUAUCAACAGCAUUUUAAGUAAGGAAGAAGUUGGAGUAAUAAUUAUCAAGUCUCUUGAUAUCAUUACAAUUACUGUGCCACCUGCACUUCCUGCUGCAAUGACUGCUGGUAUUGUGUAUGCUCAGAGAAGACUGAAAAAAGUCGGUAUUUUCUGUAUCAGUCCUCAAAGGAUAAAUAUCUGUGGACAACUGAAUCUUGUUUGUUUUGACAAGACUGGAACUCUUACUGAAGAUGGUUUAGAUCUGUGGGGGAUUCAACGAGUGGAAAAUACCCGAUUUCUUUUACCAGAAGAGAAUGUUUGCAAUGAGUUGUUGGUAAAAUCUCAGUUUGUUGCUUGUAUGGCUACUUGUCAUUCACUUACAAAAAUUGAAGGUGUGCUGUCAGGUGACCCACUUGAUUUGAAAAUGUUUGAAGCCAUUGGAUGGAUUCUGGAAGAAGCAACUGAAGAAGAAACAGCACUUCAUAAUCGGAUUAUGCCUACUGUGGUUCGUCCUCCCAAACAGCUGCUUCCUGAAUCUACCGCUGCAAGAAACCAAGAAAUGGAGCUGUUUGAACUUCCAGCUAUUUAUGAGAUAGGAAUUGUUCGCCAGUUUCCGUUUUCUUCUGCUUUGCAACGUAUGAGUGUGGUUGCAAGAGUGUUAGGGGAUAAGAAAAUGGAUGCUUACAUGAAGGGAGCCCCUGAAGUCAUUGCCAGUCUUUGUAGACCUGAAACAGUUCCUGUUGAUUUUGAGAAAGUUUUAGAAGAUUACACUAAACAGGGCUUCCGUGUGAUUGCUUUUGCACACAGAAAGUUGGAGUCGAAGCUGACAUGGCAUAAAGUACAGAAUAUUAGUAGAGAUGCCAUUGAAAACAACAUGGAUUUUAUGGGAUUAAUUAUAAUGCAGAACAAAUUAAAGCAAGAAACCCCUGCAGUACUUGAAGAUUUGCAUAAAGCCAACAUUCGCACUGUCAUGGUCACAGGUGACAACAUGCUGACUGCUGUCUCUGUGGCCAGAGAUUGUGGAAUGAUUCUACCUCAGGAUAAAGUUAUUAUUGCUGAAGCAUUACCUCCAAAGGAUGGGAAAGUUGCCAAGAUAAACUGGCAUUACGCAGACUCCCUAACCCAGUGCAGUAAUUCAUCAGCUGUUGACUCAGAGGCUAUUCCAAUUAAAUUGGUUCACGAUAGCUUAGAAGAUCUUCACUUGACUCGUUACCAUUUUGCAAUGAAUGGAAAAUCAUUUUCAGUGAUACUGGAGCAUUUUCAAGAUCUUGUUCCUAAGUUGAUGUUGCAUGGUACUGUAUUUGCUCGUAUGGCACCUGAUCAGAAGACACAACUAGUAGAAGCAUUGCAAAACGUAGAUUACUUUGUUGGGAUGUGCGGUGAUGGUGCAAAUGAUUGUGGUGCUUUGAAGAGGGCACAUGGAGGCAUUUCCUUAUCUGAGCUUGAGGCUUCAGUAGCAUCUCCUUUUACCUCUAAAACUCCUAGUAUUUCCUGUGUGCCAAACCUCAUCAGGGAAGGCCGUGCUGCUUUAAUGACUUCCUUCUGCGUGUUUAAAUUUAUGGCAUUGUAUAGCAUCAUUCAGUACUUCAGUGUUACUCUCCUGUAUUCUAUCUUAAGUAACCUAGGAGAUUUCCAGUUUCUCUUCAUUGACCUGGCAAUCAUUUUGGUAGUGGUAUUUACAAUGAGUUUAAAUCCUGCCUGGAAGGAACUUGUGGCACAAAGACCACCUUCAGGUCUUAUAUCUGGGGCCCUUCUCUUCUCCGUUUUGUCUCAAAUUAUCAUCUCCAUUGGAUUUCAAUCUCUGGGUUUUUUUUGGGUCAAGCAGCAGCCUUGGUAUAAAGUAUGGUGUCCACAUUUAGAUGCUUGUAAUGUAACAAGAGGCCUGUAUUGGAAUUCUUCACACUUAUGCAAUGAAACUGAAACUGAUAAACACAGUAUACAAAAUUGUGAAAAUACCACAGUGUUUUUUAUCUCCAGUUUUCAGUACCUCAUUGUGGCAAUUGCCUUUUCAAAAGGAAAACCCUUCAGGCAACCUUGCUACAAGAAUUAUUUUUUUGUUGUAUCUGUGAUUAUUUUAUAUGUUUUCAUAUUAUUCAUCAUGUUACAUCCAGUUGCCUCUGUGGACCAGGUUCUUCAGAUUGUGUGUGUACCACAUGAGUGGCGCAUAACCAUGCUCGUCAUUGUUCUUGUCAAUGCCUUCGUGUCUGUCAUGGUGGAGAGCUUCUUCCUUGACACGGUCCUUUGGAAAAUUGUGUUCAAUCGAGACAAACAAGGAGAGUAUCGAUUCACCACCACACAGCCACCACAGGCCUCAGUGGAUCGGUGGGGAAAGUGCUGCUUGUCCUGGGCCCUGGGCUGUAGAAAGAAGACACCAAAGGCUAAAUACAUGUAUCUGGCGCAGGAGCUCCUGGAUGAUCCAGAGUGGCCGCCUAAACCUCAGACCACGACCGAAGCUAAGGCAUUCGUGAAGGAGAACGGCUCAUGUCAGAUCAUCACCAUCACAUAGCAGUGACCCAGUCUCAGUGGUGUACUAAUAGCAGUGUUCAGGAGAAUGUGAUUUCAGGAUUUCCUGAUCCUCUGUCAGAAUGGCACUAUUUCAUUGUAUGCCUCAUCUGAUACUACAAUAGCUGAUUUGAUGAAAACAUUACUUUAAAAAAAAAAAAACAAAAAAAGGUAUUGGUGACACAGUUAAAUUAACUACUAAUCUGUCUAUAUCUUUAUUCAGUAACCUAAAUAUUAUAUGCAUUUCCAGGAUUUUGAAGGCUACCUAAGUGAUAUUCUUUAUGUUGUGUACAAGGGAAAUUGGGUAUGUGGUAGGUUUUUAAGGCAUUAACUUUUGAGACUAGUUUGCCUCUUUAAAUUUAUUUUCACAACCUCCUUAUCAGAAAAAGGUCUGUUGUGUAUACAGGUCCUAAAUUUGUGAUUGUUAAAAAUAAAAUGGCUGUUAAUUAGCCUGCAGUGAAAACAAGUUGAAAAGCUGUUUUCAUUUGAAUCCACUAUUUUUUCCAAAGAAUUCUCUGUAAACAUACACCACUUCUCUUUGAUAGCUAGAGUUAGGAGUGAGUUUGUAUGGUGUUGCUUAUAGAAUAACUCAGGUGUUUCCAUUUAUGGCUUUAUAUUUUCUGUGCAUACUGCCUGGGUUUUAUUUCUCUAAUCAGCAAGGUGCUUCACUGCCUUCAGGAGAUGUCCUUCAAAACUGUUGAGUGGAUCUUGUGCUCUGUCUGGUGCCAGUCAUCAAAUUUACUUCACUUAAACGUUGUGGGCCUUUUUCACUGAAAAAAGAUUAAUUCUCUUAGCAGUAGAUGUAGAUCUAUCCUCCUAAUAUCUCUUCAUAUCCUCCCCCUUCGGAAUUUGAAUUGUUUUAAAUGUCUUUUUAUUUUUUCCAUUUUUAAUUAUCUAAAGACAUUGGCUAAUAGAGAGCUUUGUUUUUUGAGUUAGAACUUUCCCUGAAAGAUUUUUCUUUUAAGGUUUGGUGUAUGUCUUUUCUAUCAAUAAUGAGGCUUUUAAAAAUGAGUAUUGUGGAUUUGAAUGACUGUUACUUUUUCAAAACAAAUUGAACUUGGUAAGAGCUUGUUGCAUGCCAGUAGGUGGUGCCAGAGGUCAAAGCAUACUUUUUUUGUUGUUACAAAUGAGCUUAUUUGGUGUGGCAAUUUCUAGGAGAAAAAAAUUGAGGGAAUAAAGUUAAAGAAUAAGCAUUCAUUAAGCCAAAAGAAAUAUAGGCACUGUUUUUCACCUUUCUUUUUUGCCCAACGAAUGUUUAAAUUCUAAAGGAAUUUAAAGUAACUUUUGAAAAUGCCUUUAUAGGUAGGAUCCAGCAGUAUGGCAAGCCUACAAUUAUGACAGACAAAGGGAAUUGGUGUUGCUGUGUAAAAUAGACACUGUUACAGCAAUGUGACUCUAUUCUGUAUUCCUCCUUAACUAAUCACAUGCCACGCUUUCCACUUCUAGCUGAUCAUUUUCCCAAUACAUAGUUACCAGUUUAUCAAAUGUUACCCAGAAUUGUACAGCCAAAUGUUUCUUAUUCUUUAUGCUGCAAAGACCUGAAUGAUGUUUAAUAACUGUAGAAACAUGUAAAUUAUACUCAGGAUCACUGUUACUGCUAUUGCCACUGAUGACGAGUCUUACAAAAGUGUAAUUGAACUUUUCCAUCAAAAUGUAUAAUAAUACACAUUAGAUGAUAAAAACAGUUAAUCCAUGAAUGAUUCUAUGGAGCUAUGCAUCUGAGACCUCUUGAGCUGUGAAUUAGUGCUGUUCCUGUAACUAUUCUCCUGAAUGUUUUACAAUGUCCAUACUCACUUAUAGAAUGCCCAAGUGUCAUUCUUUAGUGAUUUCCAAAGUUGUGAAUUUUAUUCUUUGGUUUAAAUACUGAAGCAUAUAAUUAAAAUAACUGCUAAGUACAGCUUAAAAACUCCAGUUAUCAGUUGUAUUUAACAUCUUAAAAAGCAUGAUCAUAAAAGGCUAUUUUUCACACACACACACACACACACAUCCUUACUCCUUAACAUUUAGAGUUAAUAAAGGUUUAUAUCUCAUCUGUCCAUAUUGUUUUCAAAGGGACAGAAGUGUGGAAAAGCAUUUGGAGGAAGUUAGGGUUGAACAUAGACAGGGCAGGUUAUUCUAGUUGAGAAUAUCAUUUGAAGAAUGUCUGUGAAUCCAGGUGUGGGCCCUCCUCAGUGCCACAGGUAGACUGAGUCCUCUCAUAGGUCACCAGUACAUAGUAAUUUUGGUUCUGCGUUUUUCAUUAAAUUAUUUGAGUGUAUACAGACCUAACUUUUAAAAUCUGUACAUAUAUUAUUUUGAUGUAUUAAGAUUGAUAAAUAUUGCUGAUUUAAAUUUUAUUUAUGCACAUUCUUAAAGGACAGAAAUGUCUUGGGAAGUAAUUGUUAAAUAAUGAUAGGUAACUUUUUAACUUUUUAAAUAAAUAACAAGAUUUUUAAUGUGUGUCUCCCUCAGGGUUGUUUAAAGUGUUUCUGGUUUUUUUUUUUUUCCUCCCUCAAAUAUAAAUAGUGGUGACUAUGUUUUCUAUCUUCUAGCACCAACUGCUAUAAAGCAAUGCUGCAAAUAAUGCUUGAAUAAAAGUGGCUAAGCCAACAGCAAAAUAGUUUUUAUAGUAGUUUUAUAAUCCUUAAAUUGGAAAGCUUCCCCAAAUUGCACUUGAAUUUAAACAAAAUUAUUACCGUUUUUACUCUUAUUUUGUUUCCCAUGUUGAUGAAAGUACUGCACAGUUUCAGAGGCAUGGUAAAUAAUGUAUCAAUGUUUAUGUAGUCUGUUCCCAAAACAGCUAUAGAUAACAAUAUCCAGUGAAGAGAAAAAUUCAAGCUUUAGAAACCAUUCUAAUACUUCAUGCAUGCAAUUUUGAUUUAUCUGAAAAUAGGGUUUUAUAUAUUUAUGGUGGGAGGUGGUUAGGAACUUUUACAAAAUGGAGUAUUAAUUUUUGUACAGUCUGGGUAUUUACACAUUUUUAAUGUAUUAAAAUUUGGUAAUUAUGUGCACAUGAAAUUAAUAAAAUAGUUAUUUCCUGUUAUGAUUUGUGAAUUCCCUAAGACCUUGGAUUUUUUUAAGUAACUUUAUAUCAGAAAUGAUACUGCAUCUUUAUAUUUUUAAAAUUGUAUUGCUGCUCAAGAAUGGUACCCUGUUGUCAAAAGGCAUACAUUCAUAAUUGUACAUUCAGCGUUGUAAAUACCCUUAUGAAAUUUUUUUUGAUUGAAGCUAUCCGAAAUAAAAUUUAAAUGAA
Castor canadensis (American beaver) is the source of this 7524-nucleotide messenger RNA. RefSeq names its product ATPase 13A3 (gene Atp13a3). Gene Ontology annotation, cellular component: late endosome membrane. Gene Ontology annotation, biological process: intracellular calcium ion homeostasis; polyamine transmembrane transport. Gene Ontology annotation, molecular function: polyamine transmembrane transporter activity; ATP binding; ATPase-coupled monoatomic cation transmembrane transporter activity. The record is from RefSeq and is a predicted model, not a curated record. Lineage: Eukaryota; Metazoa; Chordata; Mammalia; Rodentia; Castoridae.